GGGCGCUUUCCGUGGGGGCGUAGUCGGUAGCGGCCCGGACGCUGGGGCUUUGGCGGGAGCGCAGGUGGCGUUGGUCCGGUGGUGAGCGUGGGGUCAUGGAGCACCUCUUGCUGGAGGUGGUGGCCGCCCCGCUGCGAUUAAUCGCGGCCAAGAACGAGAAGAGCCGCAGCGAGCUGGGCAGGUUCUUGGCCAAGCAGCGUAAUAGCUGCGUGUGGCAGAUGUGGCUUUCGUUUGCCCUGAGGUAUUUCAAAGACACGUCUCCAGUUUUUCAAAGACUCUUCCUGGAGAGUUCAGAUGCUAACCCAGUCCGCUAUGGGCGUAGGCGGAUGAAGCUCCGGGACCUGAUGGAAGCAGCCUACAAGUUUUUGCAGCAGGAACAGAUUGUGUUCCGAGAGCUCUGGGACUGGAGCGUUUGUGUUCCUCUUCUCAGAAGCCAUGACACCUUGGUCCGCUGGUAUACAGCCAAUUGUCUUGCAUUGGUCACUUGUAUGAAUGAAGAGCACAAAUUAUCAUUCCUUAAGAAGAUUUUUAAUAGUGAUGAAUUGAUCCAUUUCAGGUUGAGGUUACUAGAAGAGGCCCAGUUGCAAGAUUUGGAGAAGGCCUUGGUUUUGGCCAGUCCAGAAGCCUCUCUGUGGAGUAUGGAGAAGGAACAGCAGUACUUACAGGGACACCUUGUUUCAGCUGACCUCUCCUCCAGAGUGACAGCUGUCUGUGGUGUGGUGCUGCCUAGGCAGCCUCCAGCCCCCGGGGAGCAGGCUGGCAACAGGAGCUCUUCACGUGAACACGAUCUAGCCCUUAAGUCUUAUGUGCUGGUGGAGUCUGUCUGCAGGAAUCUUCAGACCAUGGCUAUGGCAGUGGCUUCUCAGAAUGCUGUGUUAUUGGAAGGACCAAUUGGGUGUGGCAAAACUUCCUUAGUUGAAUAUUUAGCUGCAGUGACAGGGAGAAGGAAGCCUCCUCAGCUUCUCAAAGUCCAGCUUGGAGAUCAAACUGACAGUAAGAUGUUGCUAGGGAUGUACCGCUGCACAGAUGUCCCUGGAGAGUUUGUGUGGCAGCCUGGCUCCCUGACACAGGCAGCCACCAUGGGCCAUUGGAUCCUUCUGGAGGAUAUUGACUAUGCCCCUCUAGACGUGGUCUCCGUGCUGAUCCCUCUUUUGGAGAAUGGAGAGCUCUUGAUUCCUGGCCAAGGUGAUCGUCUCAAAGUGGCUCCUGGAUUUCAGUUUUUUGCAACCAGGAGACUCUUGAGCUCUGGAGGAAAUUGGUAUCGACCACUAAAUAGUCAUGCUACUUUGCUAGACAAAUACUGGACCAAAAUUCACCUGGAUGACCUGGAUAAAACAGAACUGAAUGAAAUUCUUCAAAGCAGAUAUCCCAGCCUCUUGACAGUAGCUGAGCACCUGGUCAACAUUUAUAUCCAGCUUACUGGAGAGAAGCAUCACUCUCAGGAUAAUAGUUGGGUUGGGUGUCAACAGGCACCUGAAGAAGUUUCAGAAGCCAGGAGAGAGAGCAAAAGGCCAGUCCUUGAGGGAAGAGAAUUGUCUCUAAGGGAUCUACUGAAUUGGUGUAAUAGGAUUGCUCACAGCUUUGACAGUUCAUCUUCAUCACCAUCAUUCAGUAUUUUUCAAGAGGCUCUGGACUGUUUCACAGCAAUGCUUUCUGAGCAUACAAGCAAACUGAGAAUGGCAGAAGUUAUUGGAAGCAAAUUGAACAUUUCUAAGAAAAAGACUGAGUUCUUCUGUCAACUUUAUAAACCAGGAAUUGUGAUCAAUGAACUAGAUGUGCAAGUGGGUCGAGUGCGGCUUUUACGGAAGCAGAGUGAGGCUGUUCACAUACAGAAGGAGAAGUUCACUUUUGCUGCUACACGGCCAUCCUCUGUUCUCAUUGAACAGCUUGCAGUGUGCGUCAGCAAAGGGGAGCCCGUGUUGCUUGUGGGGGAGACAGGGACUGGCAAAACCUCCACUGUUCAGUACUUGGCUCACAUCACAGGCCACCGUUUGAAGGUUGUCAAUAUGAAUCAACAAAGUGACAGUGCAGACUUGCUUGGAGGUUAUAAACCAGUGGACCAUAAGGUUAUUUGGCUACCCUUACGGGAGGCGUUUGAGGAACUCUUUGCCCAGACAUUUUCUAAGAAACAAAACUUUACAUUCUUGGGACACAUUCAGACCUGUUACAGGCAGAAACGUUGGCGUGAUCUCCUAAAACUAAUGCAGCACGUGCAUAAGUCUGCUGUUAGCAAGGAUGGGAACGAGAGCGAGACAGGGUUGCUCCUAAAGGAGAAAUGGGAAGCAUUUGGUCUCAGACUCAACCAUGCCCAGCAGCAGAUGAAAAUGACAGAGAAUGCCCUUCUGUUUGCAUUUGUAGAGGGUACAUUAGCUCAGGCUGUAAAGAAAGGAGAGUGGGUCUUGUUGGAUGAGAUUAAUCUGGCUGCUCCAGAAAUAUUAGAAUGUCUGAGUGGUUUACUUGAAGGAGCCUCUGGAUCCCUGGUGUUGCUGGAUCGAGGAGACACAGAGCCACUUGUUCGUCAUCCUGACUUCCGUUUAUUUGCCUGCAUGAAUCCAGCAACUGAUGUAGGCAAAAGAAAUCUCCCACCAGGAAUAAGAAACAGAUUCACAGAACUUUAUGUAGAAGAAUUGGAAACUAAAGAAGACUUACAAAUUCUUGUUGUGGAUUAUCUAAGAGGAUUGAGUGUGAAUAAGAGCACAGUGCAAGGAAUCAUAAACUUUUACACAGCUUUGAGGAAAGAGUCUGGGACUAAAUUGGUGGAUGGGACUGGCCACAGACCUCACUACAGCCUUAGGACUCUCUGCAGGGCCCUGAGGUUUGCAGCUUCCAACCCGUGUGGCAGCAUCCAGCGCUCACUCUACGAGGGCUUUUGUUUGGGUUUCUUAACACAGCUUGACAGAGCAUCGCACCCAAUAGUGCAGAAACUCAUUUGUCAGUACAUCGUCUCUGGCAGUGUCAAAAGUUUGCUGAAGCAACCUAUUCCAGAGCCAAAAGGCGGGCGGCUCAUCCAGGUUGAAGGCUAUUGGAUUUCAGUGGGCGACAAAGAGCCCACAAUAGAUGAGUCGUACAUUCUGACGUCUUCUGUGAAGCUGAACCUGAGAGAUAUAGUCCGAGUGGUCUCUGCAGGAACCUAUCCAGUGCUGAUUCAGGGAGAGACAUCAGUUGGUAAAACAAGCCUGAUCCGGUGGCUGGCAGCAGCUACAGGCAACCACUGCGUACGCAUCAACAACCACGAGCACACAGAUGCUCAGGAGUACACUGGCUGCUACACAUCCAACUCCUCAGGGAGGCUCGUGUUUAAGGAAGGGGUUCUCAUUGAUGCCAUGAGAAAAGGCUAUUGGAUUAUUUUAGAUGAGUUAAACUUGGCCCCCACCGAUGUGUUAGAGGCUCUGAACAGGCUGUUGGAUGAUAACCGUGAAUUGCUCAUAACAGAAACACAAGAAGUUGUGAAAGCACACCCCCGGUUCAUGCUUUUCGCUACCCAAAACCCCCCCGGACUUUAUGGUGGCAGAAAGGUGCUUUCUAGGGCCUUCAGGAACCGGUUUGUGGAGUUGCACUUUGAUGAGCUGCCUAGUUCCGAGUUGGAGACAAUCCUGCACAAGCGGUGCAGCCUGCCGCCCUCCUACUGCAGCAAGCUCGUCAGAGUCAUGGUGGACCUGCAGUCCUAUCGUAGAAGUUCUUCAGUGUUUGCUGGAAAGCAGGGCUUUAUCACUCUCCGUGACCUAUUCCGAUGGGCUGAAAGGUACAGACUGGCUGAGCAGACAGAGAAGGACCAGGACUGGCUCCAGCACCUAGCCAAUGACGGUUUUAUGCUUCUAGCAGGUCGAGUCAGGAAGCAGGAGGAGGUGGAUGUGAUUCAAGAAGUCCUUGAGAGACAUUUCAAGAAAAAAUUGUGUCCUCAGUCUCUUUUCUCUAAAGAAAAUGUCCUAAAAUUGCUGGGUAAGUUGUCCACUGAUCUGUCCAUGCUGCAGUCCAAGUUCAGCCACAUUGUGUGGACAGAGGGCAUGCGGAGACUGACCAUGCUGGUGGGAAGGGCGUUAGAAUUUGGUGAACCAGUACUACUGGUUGGAGACACUGGAUGUGGCAAAACUACCAUCUGUCAGUUGUUUGCAGCCUUAGCAAAUCAGAAUUUAUACUCAGUCAACUGUCACUUACACAUGGAGACAUCAGACUUCUUGGGUGGUCUGCGGCCGGCGAGACACAAGUCACAGGACCAGGAAGAAAUGGACACAUCAAGACUGUUUGAAUGGCACGAUGGGCCUCUGGUUCUGGCCAUGAAGGAGGAUGGCUUUUUCCUCUUGGAUGAGAUCUCACUGGCUGAUGACUCUGUCCUCGAAAGACUCAACAGUGUCCUUGAAGUGGAAAAGUCUCUGGUGUUAGCUGAAAAGGGCAGUCCAGAGGACAAGGAUGAUGAGGUUGAGCUGUUGACUGCUGGGAAAAAAUUUCGUAUCUUAGCAACCAUGAACCCUGGAGGCGAUUUUGGAAAAAAAGAGCUGUCUCCUGCUUUACGAAACCGGUUUACAGAAAUAUGGUGCCCUCAAAGCACAAGCCGUGAAGACUUAAUUCAGAUAAUCACUCAUAAUCUUCGUCCAGGAUUGUCUCUGAGCAGAAUAGAUCACAAAGGGGCUGACAUCGCUGAGAUGAUGCUGGAUUUCAUCGACUGGCUCGUUCAGCAGGAGUUUGGCCGGCGGUGUGUGGUCAGCAUCAGAGAUAUCCUGUCUUGGGUUACCUUCAUGAACACAAUGGGGGAGGAAGCUGCUUUGAAAAGGCCGGAGAUCAUCUCCACCGUGACAUCUUUUGUUCAUGCUGCAUGUCUGGUGUAUGUUGAUGGAAUAGGUUCAGGGGUAACUUCCUCUGGAUUCGGCACAGCCCUAUUGGCUCGAAAAGAAUGUCUGAAAUUCCUCAUCAAGAAACUUGCCAAAAUUGUUCAACUCACAGAGUGUCAGAAAAAAGAAUUGAAAAUUUAUGACAGAAACAAGGCCAAAGACUUCACUGGAAUAGAUAAUCUUUGGGGAAUUCACCCAUUUUUUAUACCGAGAGGGCCUGUCCUGCACAGGAGUAAUAUUGCUGACUAUGCACUCAGUGCUGGGACCACAGCUAUGAAUGCCCAGAGGCUCCUAAGAGCUACAAAACUGAACAAACCCAUUCUCCUGGAAGGCUCCCCUGGUGUUGGCAAAACAAGUUUGGUGGGAGCAUUAGCAAAGGCUUCAGGAAAUACCCUGGUUCGAAUCAACUUGUCAGAGCAGACGGACAUCACAGACUUGUUUGGAGCAGACCUACCAGUUGAAGGUGGCAAGGGAGGAGAGUUUGCCUGGCGUGACGGCCCUCUUUUGGCAGCUUUGAAGGCAGGCCAUUGGGUCUUGUUGGACGAGCUUAACUUGGCUUCUCAGUCUGUGUUGGAAGGACUCAAUGCUUGCUUCGACCACCGAGGAGAAAUCUAUGUGCCUGAGCUGGGAAUGGGCUUUCAAGUGCAGCAUGAAAAGACGAAGAUUUUUGGUUGUCAAAACCCUUUUAGACAAGGAGGUGGGAGGAAGGGCUUGCCAAAGUCUUUCCUUAACAGAUUCACUCAGGUCUUUGUGGAUCCCCUUUCAGUAACUGACAUGGAGUUUAUCGCCAGUACUUUGUUCCCAGCCAUUGACAAAACUAUUGUUAAGAAAAUGGUUGCUUUCAAUAACCAAAUUGAUCAUGAAGUGACUGUUGAGAAGAAGUGGGGGCAAAAAGGAGGACCCUGGGAAUUCAAUCUCCGGGACCUUUUCCGCUGGUGUCAGUUAAUGCUGGUUGACCAGUCUCCUGGGUGUUAUGACCCUGGUCAGCAUGUGUUUUUAGUCUAUGGUGAACGAAUGAGAACCAGGGAAGACAGACAAAAGGUCAUUGCUGUAUUCAAGCACGUGUUUGGUUCAAAUUCUAACCCAUACAUAGGAACCAGACUAUUUCAUAUCACUCCCUACGAUGUUCAGCUGGGCUACUCAGUCCUUUCCCGUGGCAGCUACGUUCCUCACCCACCUCGCCGACCCCUGCUGCUCCUGCACCAGUCUUUCCAGUCUUUGGAGCCGAUCAUGAAGUGUGUGCAGAUGAGCUGGAUGGUCAUCCUGGUGGGGCCAGCCUCUGUGGGCAAGACCAGCCUGGUCCAGCUUCUGGCACACCUAACUGGUCACACACUAAAGAUCAUGGCGAUGAACAGUGCAAUGGAUACCACUGAGCUUCUGGGUGGAUUUGAGCAGGUUGACCUUGUACGACCUUGGAGGCAGCUGCUAGAGAAGGUGGAGGGUGUGGUGAGGACCCUUGUAAGGGACAGCCUGCUUGUUAAUGCUGAUGAUGCAGAGGUGGUGCUGCGGGCCUGGAGCCACUUCCUAUUGACAUGCAAGCCCAAGUGUCUGGGAGAAGGGGGUAAAGGUGUCACCAUGGAGAUCGUCAGUAAGAUGGAAGCACUUUUAUUGCUUAUGCAGCGACUCAACAACAAAAUCAGCUCCUACUCUAAGGCAGAGUUUGCCAAACUUGUGGAAGAGUUCCGAAGCUUUGGAGUCAAACUUACACAGUCAGCCAGUGGCCAUAACCAUGGCACGUUUGAGUGGGUUGACAGUAUGCUGGUUCAGGCCCUGAAGUCUGGAGAGUGGCUUCUGAUGGACAAUGUUAACUUCUGCAACCCAUGCGUGCUGGAUCGCCUGAAUGCUUUGCUGGAACCUGGUGGUGUCCUCACUGUCACUGAGAGAGGAAUGAUAGAUGGAUCCACUCCCACAAUCAUACCAAGUCCCAAGUUCAGACUUUUUCUCUCAAUGGAUCCUGUUCAUGGAGAAAUAUCCCGAGCUAUGAGGAAUCGUGGACUUGAAAUCUACAUUUCAGGCGAAGGCGAUGAGAGCACCCUAGACAACCUGGACUUGAAAGUUCUGCUGCACAGCCUUGGUUUGAUGGGGGACAGUGUGUGCGACAUCCUCUUGGCUCUCCAUACAGAGAUCCGGAAUACUGUUGCGGGUUCUCCAGCAUCUUCAGUGUCAGCUCUAAUCCAGACAGCCACACUCACUGUCCAGCACCUGCAUCGGGGACUGAGUUUAAACAGAGCCCUUUCCUCAGCGUGCUGGGAAGUGUAUGCCUGUUCCCAGCAUUCGCUGGCAAACCAGAAGCUUGUGAGGGCUUUACUGGAGAAACACAUCUCUACUCUGCGAGUGCAUGAGACCUGGGGGAGCUCCCUUCUCGCCAUGGGACUGUGGCCGGAUUCUGUUCCUUCGGCUCUCUUUGCUACUGAAGAUUCCCAUCUCUCCGUAGUCCGGACUGAUGGACAGAUCUUAGCAUAUUGCCUCAACAGGAUGAGCCUGAGAACUGCCAGCUGGGCAAGGAGUCAGCCCCUUACUUUGGAAGAUUUACGGAAAAUCAUGCAGUCUUCCAGCCCUGACAACCUGAAAUUCAGUGCAGUCGAACUGGAUACUUACUGGGUUGAUGAACCCGAUGUUUUGGCCAUGGCUGUUAAAUUGCUUAUAGAAAGAGCAACUAACCAAGAUUGGAUGCUCAGAGUUAAAUGGCUUUACCAUUUAGCCAAGAACAUACCGAAGGGGCUUGAGGCGAUACAGAUUCAUCUGGAAGCCAGUGCUGCGUCUCUUAAGAAGUUUUACUCAAGUUCCCUCUCAGCUGGGGUCAGUAACGUUAUCAAACUAGUACAACCAAAUACUACAGAUGAGUUCGUGAUCCCUUUGGAUCCCCGAUGGAACAUGCAGGCCCUGGACAUCAUUAGAAAUGCAAUGGACUUUGACCCACAAACGGACGAGCCUGAGCAGCUCUUUUCCCUUGUAGAAUCAGUCGCCAAUAAGGCAAUUAUAUAUCUUAACCGGGAAAAAAGGAUUUUUACUGAAGCAAAUUUGGUGUGUGUUGGUGGCAAAAAGCUAAGAAAUAGUGUUUUGAGAAUGUCCUUUGAAUUCCAUAAAGAUCCGGAGAGUUAUCACAGCCUACCUCAUGAGAUUGUGGUCAACCUUGCAGCAUUUUUUGAACUUUGUGAUGCACUAAUCCUGCUCUGGGUGCAGUCUUCCCAGGGGACAGUGUCUGAUGCCAGUAUGAAUGAGAUCUUAAGUUCUGUGAGGUGGCGAGACCGGUUUUGGACUGUGGCCGACACAGUCAAAGUGGACACCCCAGGUCUGGCCCUGCUGGCCCUCCACUGGCACUGGGUUUUAAAACAUUUGAUCCAGCAGAUGCCCCAACUCCUGAUGAAUCAUGAAGACAAGUAUUACAAAGAGGUGCAGACUGUCUCAGAACACAUUCAACAUUGUCUAGAGAGCCCGACUGGUGGCUUCCCUGGUAUAAAGAAGUUGCAGAAGUUCCUGGGACGACCAUUUCCUUUCAAGAACCAGCUGGUGGUGGAUUGCUUCUCACAGUUGAAGGUUCUGAGCAGAGUGCUUGCCAUCAGGGAGUGGACGCCUGCCCUUGGGGAGAGUGGAUGGCAAGAAGAUGUUUGUCGUCUCCAAGUGGUUGCUUCUGAGUGGACAUUAAAGAAACGUCUCCUACAGGCCUGGGGAUUAAUCCACAGAGCUAAUAUUCUGGAAGAUGUCAAUCUAGAUGAAUUACAGAAUCUUGUGUGUGCUCAGUGUUCGGAACUAAAAGCCAGAGGGCUUUCACUUGGUGUUCUGGAGCAAAAGCCUGGUGAAACUUCCUUCCCAUGCCAGCCAGAUUCUACCUCCUUAAUCCAGCUCACCAGGAGUGUUCAGCUGUGGCCCAUCACGGAGUACCUGGCUAUGCUAUGGCAGUACAAAAUAACAGCCGAUUUCAUGGCGCAGGCUUGUCUGAGGAGGGUCAGCAAAAAUCAGCACCCCCGUAUGGAGGAGGAGAUAAGUCAUCACAUCACGUUUUGUCUUAAGCACACACCAGUUGCUCCCCAAGAGCUUCGAGACCUUUGGUCCUUGCUGCAUCGCCAGAAGGCAUCUUCUGAAGAGAUUGUUUCUCUGUGGUCUGAGUUACUUACUUCCACGUUCAUGUCUUUCUGGAGCAGUACUGUGACCACAGAUGCAGAGUACUGGCUAACGUGGCCUCCUCUGCCUGGUCUCCGGCAGAGGGAGAUGCCAAACUCCCUUUGGGAUUCUGCGAUGAAGGGCCCUGGCAGCCUCAGUAGACCCAUAUUCUCAAAGUGCUGCUUUGAAGUCAUGACCAACAGGUGCAGAUCAAGUUCCUGGGAUGUGGGCGGCCUCCCCAUCUUGUCCUCCUCGCACGUCACUCUGGGAGAGUGGGUUGAGAGAGCCCAGCAGUUUCAGGACAUCAACUCAGUGCUUUGGACCAACAUGGCUGUCCCUUCAGUGGCAGAGUUCAGGCGCACAGACUCCCGGCUGCAGGGCCUGGUGCUGUGCUGGCACCUGGUGGCCCUCACAGAGCUGCUUCCAGAGCCCCAGCGGCAGGAUUAUGUGCAGAGCUGUGAGCAGCUGCUGCUUGGUGAUAGCCAGGCCUUCCAGGCUGUGGGCCAGGCUCUCGGGGACAUGGCCAGUCAGGAGGUGCUGCCCAAGGAAAUGCUGUGCCUUUUGCUCACCUCCCUCCACCACUUUUGUGGGGAAGCAGAGAAUAAGAGGAACCUGCCAGAGUCGGCCCAGCGAGGGAGCCUCUGGGUGAGCCUCGGCUUGCUCCAGAUUCAGACCUGGCUUCCUCAGGCCCGCUUUGACCCUGCUGUGAAGAAGCAAUACAAGCUUAUAUACGCCAAGGAAGAGUUACACCAGCUGCAGUGUGAGUGGAAGACCCAGGCCCUGUACUCCCAGCUGCAGACUGGAAGAGACCUGGGAGACGAGGAGGUCAUCAGUUAUUCUCAUCCUCACGUCAGGUCCCUUCACCAAAGGAUGAGUCAGCUGGAGAAUGUAAUCUGCAGCCUGCUGAAGAAGCAGGCCUUGCGGCCGCAGCUGCCCACCCACGAGUCCCUGGUGCAGGAGAUCCAUCACUACGUCUCCAGCAUUGCGAAGGCCGCUGCUGUGCAGGACCUCCUCUCACGGCUCUUACAGGCCCUGCGUGUGGAUGGGCUGCCCUCUGCCCAAGUAGCCCAGAGCCUUCUGAAGGAGGAGGCCUCUUGGCAGCAGUCGCACCACCAGUUCCGGAAGCGAUUGGCAGAGGAUUACGCCCUGUACCCGGACCUGGUGGCCCCACUGCAGGCGUCUGUCUUACAGUUGCAGCAUGGCAUGAGGCUGGUGGCGUCCGAGGUCCACUCCCUGCUGCACAGCAGCACAGUCUGUGCUGACAGGCUGGAGGCCCUGGCCACAGCCCUGCUGGCUUUCCCCUCAGUGGGCCCUGCCUUUUCCACCUACUACGCUCAUGCAGACACUCUGUGCUCAGUGAAGUCAGAGGAGGUUUUUCGAGGCCUGGGGAAGCUGAUCCUCAAGCGGUCCGGAGGAAAGGAGUUGGAUGACAAGGGCCAGAGGCCCUGCCUCAGCCGGGAGCAGCUGCUGCUAAACGCCCUCCUUCACCUACGCUCUCACGUGCUGUGCAAGGGGGAGCUGGACCAGAGGGCCCUGCAGCUCUUCAGACACGUGUGCCAGGAAAUCAUCAAUGAGUGGGACGAGCAGGAGCGCAUCGCCCAAGAGAAGGCCCAGCAGGAAAGCAGCCUGUACAGAUACAGGGGCAGGGGCUCCCGUACGGCCCUGAGUGAGGAGGAGGAGGAGGAGCGGGAGUUCAGAAAGCAGUUCCCACUGCACGAGCAGGACUUUGCAGAUAUUUUGGUACAACCCACCCUGGAAGAGAACAGAGGAAGUGCAGAUGGACAAGAAGGGGAAGCCGCAGCAGAGGUGGUGCUCUCCCAGAGCUGCAUGCAGGCGGUGAUGCUGAUCCACCAGCAGCUGUGCCUCGGCUGUGCCCGCUCCCUCUGGUACCAGCAGGCACUGCCACCUCAUGAAAUGAAGCAUUACCUCAGCCUCUUCCUGUCUUGCUAUCAGACCGGGGCGUCUCUCGUGACACACUUCUACCCCUUGAUGGGAGUUGAGCUGAAUGAUCGACUCUUGGGCAGCCAGCUAUUGGCCUGCACCCUGUCCUAUAACACUCUCUUUGGGGAGGCUAUCUCAGACCUCAUGGUGAAGCCUGAUGGGCCUUAUGACUUCUACCAGCACCCCAACGUUGCGGAAGCACGGCAAUGCCAGCCUGUGCUCCAGGGCUUCUCAGAAACUGUCAGGCGGUUGCUACAGGACUGGCCAGAACACCCAGCUCUCACGCAGCUUCUGGUUGUAAUGGACAGAAUUCGUAGUUUCCCACUUUCCAGUCCCAUCUCCAAGUUCCUGAAUGGCUUAGAGAUACUUCUGGCAAAGGCACAGGAUUGGGAGGAGAAUGCAAGUCGAACUUUAUCACUGCGGAAACAUCUUGAUUUGGUCAGUCAGACGAUCAUUCGGUGGCGAAAACUGGAGCUAAACUGCUGGUCCAUGAGUUUGGAUAAUACCAUGAAGCGCCACACUGAGAAAUCCACCAAGCACUGGUUCUCCAUUUAUCAGAUGCUGGAGAAGCACAUGCAGGAGCAAACAGAGGAGCAGGAAGAUGACAAACAGAUGACCUUGAUGUUGCUGGUCAGCACGCUACAAGCAUUUAUUGAAGGAUCCUCACUGGGAGAGUUCCAUGUGCGACUCCAGAUGUUACUGGUUUUCCAUUGUCACGUUUUGCUGAUGCCACAAGUUGAAGGAAAGGAUUCACUUUGCAGUGUUCUAUGGAAUUUGUACCAUUAUUACAAGCAAUUCUUUGACCGAGUCCAGGCCAAAAUUGUGGAACUUCGUUCCCCCAUAGAAAAAGAACUUAAAGAAUUUGUAAAGAUAUCCAAGUGGAAUGAUGUCAGCUUCUGGUCCAUUAAACAAUCUGUGGAAAAGACACACAGGACCCUCUUUAAGUUCAUGAAGAAAUUUGAAACUGUCCUCAAUGAACCCUGUCAGUCAUCCCUGAUGGAGAGUGACAAGGAGGAACAGCCUGACUUUCUGCCCAGGCCCACAGAGGCAUCUUCCAUUCAGAGUCUGAACAGGGCACUGAGGGAGACUCUGUUAGCCCGGCCAGCUGCUGGACAGGCCAUGAUUCCAGAACAGUAUCAGGGUGCUGUUCCUUUCUCCUUGGAAGGGGAGCUUCUGCGUCGCUUGCCAAAGCUCCUGAGACGCAUGAGGAGGUUGUGCGUGACGUUCAUGAAGGAGAGUCCCCUGCCUCGCCUAGUGGAGGGUCUUGACCAAUUCACUGGUGAAGUGAUUUCUUCUGUGAGUGAGCUGCAGAGCUUAAAGGUGGAGUCUUCUGCAGAGAAGGAGAGGCAGCGCUCAGAAGCCAAGCACAUUCUCCUGCUGAAGCAGCGGGCCUUGGCAGACCUCUUCAAGCAGCUCGCAGAAACCGGUCUGUCAUAUCGUAAAGGUCUGGCCUGGGUUCGUUCAAAAAACCCUCAAGAGAUGCUUCAUCUUCACCCAUUAGAUCUGCGGAGCGCACUGUCCAUAGUCAGCAGCACCCAUGAGGCUAAUUCAAGGCUGCUUACAGAAAUCUCAUCUUCAUGGGACGGGUGCCAGAAGUAUUUCUAUCGCUCCCUUGCACGACAUGCCAGACUCACUGCAGCCCUAGCAGCUCCAGCCAAGGAGAUGGGCAUGGGCAGCGUUGAGCGGUGUAAGGGGUUCACGGCACAUUUGAUGAAGAUGCUCGCCCGACAGCGGUGCUCCCUGACCACCCUGACCGAGCAGUGGAUCAUCCUUAGGAACCUCCUCGGCUGUGUGCAGGAGAUUCACAACAGGCUGACAGGGCCCCAGGCCUACCCUGUGGCCAUUCCUCCUCAGGACGGCAUGCAGCAGUGGACAGAGCGGCUGCAGCAUCUGGCCAUGCAGAGCCAGGUCCUGCUCGAGCAGUUCUCCUGGCUCCUGCAGUGCUGCCCUGGCAUGGGGCCAGCUUCAGGCCACAACUGUGCCCAGGCGCAUGUUCAGCUGUCUGCUCCCCACCUGGAAGGACUGGAGCUCCCCAUAGGGCAGGCUCCCGGAGUAGUGCCCUGCCUGGCACCUUCUUGUGUGAGCUGCCUAUCUCCGGUACCUGGAAGUCAGUUGCCCUCUGGUUGCCAGAUGCGGAAGCAGGACCAGCUGUGGCAGCAGUCAGCUAGGAGGUUAACUGAAAUGCUGGAAGAUACUAAAAUGAUAAAAGCUGACAUUGACAGAAUUAGGCAGCAGUCUUGUGAGACUCUCUUUCAUUCUUGGAAAGAUUUUGAAGGUUGUUCUUCUGCACUGCGUUGCCUGUCCCAGGUGUCAGGUCAUUUGCAAGACCUAGAAUCCUUGUUCAUUCUGCCAGGGAUAGAGGUUGAGCAAAGAGAUCCACAAAUAGCAUUGGUUGAAAGCCUGCGGUAUGUAAGACAAGAAAUCAAUAAAGCCGUUAAUGACUUUACUGCCUGGAAGUCACAUCUAUUUGCUUCAAACAGCCAAGGAGGAAACCAAAUGUCGGAAGAAGGGUUUGUGGAAGAUUUUUCAGAGCAAAUGGAAACUGCUAUCCGAGCCAUCCUCUGUGCUAUCCAGAAUUUAGCAGAAAGAAACAGUAAAAAAGCAGAGAACACUGACAAAGCACGAUCACAAGAAGAGGAUGAUGCAGCAGGCUUUGAGAGACUGCAACCAGGACAUCUAACAAAACUCUUGGAGGAUGACUUCUGGGCUGAUGUGAGCACUUUGCACGUGCAGAAAAUAAUUUCUGCCAUUUCUGAGCUAUUGGAGAGGCUGAAAUCGUGUGGUGAAGACGGCACAGCAGCAAAGCACACGCCCUUUGGCCAGGCCUGCUGCCUGCUGGUGCGCCUGGCGCCCAUGCUCUCCAGCUACUCGGACCUCCUCCUCUUCUUCCUGACCGUGUCCUUGGCAACUCACCGCAGCACUGCGAAGCUGCUCUCUGUGCUGGCCCACAUCUUCACAGAGCUCGCCCAGAAGGGAUUUUGCUUGCCCAAAGAAUUUAUGGAAGAUUCAGCAGGAGAGGGAGCAGCUGAGUUCCAUGAUUAUGAGGGAGGUGGAAUUGGAGAAGGUGAAGGCAUGAGGGACGUGAGUGACCAGAUAGACAAUGAAGAACAGGUGGAAGACGCGUUUUCCAAGGGUCAAGAAAAAGACAAAGAGGAUCCGGACUCAAAACCCGACAUCGCAGGAGAAGACAAUGCCGUGGAGAUGUCAGAAGAUUUUGAUGGGAAGGUGCAUGGUGGAGAGCUUGAAGAACAAGAACAGGGUGAUGAGCGGUCAGAGAGUGAAGGUGGAGACCUGGAUAAGCAGAUGGGUGAUCUCAAUGGUGAGGAAGCUGACAAGCUAGAUGAGAGGCUUUGGGGUGAUGAGGAUGAUGAGGAUGAGGAGGAGGAAGAAGACAACAAAACUGAAGAAACAGGACCAGGAAUGGAUGAGGAAGACUCUGAACUUGUUGCUAAAGAUGACAACUUAGAUGCGAAGAAUUCAAACAAAGAUAAAAACCAGCAAGAUACGAAGGAACAAAAAGAAGCAGACUCUGAUGAUGGUGGACAAAGCCAAGACAAAAUUAAUGAACAAAUAGAUGAGAGCGAAUAUGAUGAGAAUGCUGUGGGCCCUUACCAUGGCAAUCAGGAAGAGCUACUGGAACCUGAGGCUUUGGACCUUCCAGAUGAUUUGAAUCUUGACAGUGAAGACGAGAAGGGUGGCCAGGACACAGACAGUGAAGGACCAGAAGAGGAGAAUCCUUUGGAGAUACAAGAAAAACCAGUGGAUUUGGAAGAAGAAAGUCAUGAAGCCGAGGAAAGAAAUGAAGAGAUGGACACUGACAAGAGUGAAGGUCAAGGUCCACAUGAGCCUGAGGAAGGCCCUGGUGAAGAGGACAGGAAGGAAGAGGAGGAGGAGAUGGACACAGGAGCUGACACCCAAGACACAGAGGCUGGGGAGCUUCCCGAGGAGCAUCCAGAGCAGCAGCAGGCUCCAGAGGAGGAGGACCAGGGAGCUGAGGAGGACCCCGGAAGCAGUAAUGUCCCUGUUGACCAAGGUUUCCAGCCACAGCCACAGAAAGAGGAAGGGGAGUGCUCUGACACAGAGGAGCCAGUGCUGGAGGCUGCAGAGCAGGAGGAGCAUGCCUCCUGUGGGCAAACUGGCUUGGAGAACAUGCAGAGUCUACAGGCUAUGGAAUUGGCUGGGACUGCGCCCGAGAAGGAGCCGGGGCGAGAGGAGCAUGGGACUGGAGCCGCAGAUGCAAACCAGGCGGAAGGUCACGAGUCCAACUUCCUUGCCCGGCUGGCCUCCCAGAAAGACACCAGGAAAAACACACAGAGUUUUAAGAGGAAACCUGGAGAAGCUGACAAUGAGCGCUCUAUGGGCAAUCACAAUGAGCUUGUACACAAGAGGCUCAGAACUGUGGAUGCAGACAGCCACUCUGAGCAGAGCCCAGACCAGCCCCGGGCUCAGGUGGAGGAUGCAGACGUGUUUGAGCACAUUAAACAAGGCACCGACUCAUAUGAUGCACAGACCUAUGAUGUGGCCAGCAAGGAGCAGCAGCAGUCUUCAAAAGAGGCUGACAAGGAUCAGGAAGAAGACGAGAUGGAGGACAUCCUCAUGGACACAGAGGAGCACGAGGAGCUCGCCACAGUAGACGCAGAGCCGCUGGAGCCAGAGGAGGUCAAGUCCAGCACCACAGCCACCUUCAGCUCUGAUGAGGUGGAGGCCCAAACUGUUAAAACAGAGAAAGAGGAAGCCCUCAGCACAGACAAGUCUGACAAGGAGACCCAGAAUGGGAACCCAGAGAGAAGCCGAGAUUCAACCAUCCAUACAGCCCAUCAGUUCCUGAUGGGUACCAUUUUCCAGCCCUUUUUAAAAGAUGUCAGUGAGCUAAGACGGGAGUUGGAGAGACAGCUGGAAACGUGGCAGCCACAUGAAUCUGGAGACCCAGAAGAAGAGAAGGCUGCAGCUGAGAUGUGGCAGAGUUACCUGGUCUUAACUGCACCUCUUUCACAACAGCUGUGUGAACAGCUCCGUCUCAUCUUAGAGCCCACCCAGGCAGCCAAGCUGAAAGGAGACUACCGGACAGGGAAGCGACUGAACAUGCGCAAGGUCAUCCCAUAUGUUGCCAGUCAGUUUCGAAAAGACAAGAUUUGGCUUCGAAGGACCAAGCCCAGCAAGCGGCAGUAUCAGAUUUGUUUGGCUAUCGAUGACUCUUCCAGUAUGGUGGACAACCACACCAAGCAGCUUGCAUUUGAAUCUUUGGCUGUGAUUGGAAAUGCUCUCACCCUCCUGGAAGUAGGUCAGAUUGCAGUGUGCAGUUUUGGAGAGUCUGUAAAGCUGUUACACCCAUUCCACGAGCAAUUCAGUGAUUCCUCGGGGUCCCAGAUUCUACGGUUCUGUAAAUUCCAACAAAAGAAAACCAAGAUUGCUCAGUUUCUAGAGUCUGUUGCCAGCAUGUUUGUGGCUGCUCGGCAGCUGUCACAGAGCCUCAGUCCAGAAAUGGCACAACUGCUCCUGGUAGUCUCAGAUGGACGAGGCCUUUUCCUUGAGGGCAAGGAAAGAGUCCUGGCAGCAGUUCAGGCUGCCCAGAAUGCUAACAUAUUUGUAAUUUUUGUCGUGUUGGACAAUCCCAAUUCACGGGAUUCUAUCUUGGACAUUAAAGUACCAAUAUUUAAAGGACCUGGAGAGAUGCCUGAAAUCCGGUCCUACAUGGAGGAAUUCCCGUUCCCAUUCUAUGUCAUCCUUCGAGAUGUGAACGCGCUUCCUGAGACACUCAGUGAUGCCCUCAGACAGUGGUUUGAGUUAGUGACAGCUUCUGACCACAUGUAGAACAGAAAGCGCAGUCUAAAGCAAUUUUACUUAAACUGUGGUCAGAAAAUGACACUUCAUGUCCCAGUGCUUCAUUUUGGACAAC
Otolemur garnettii (small-eared galago) is the source of this 16764-nucleotide messenger RNA. RefSeq names its product midasin AAA ATPase 1 (gene MDN1). Gene Ontology annotation, biological process: ribosomal large subunit assembly; rRNA processing. Bases 96 to 16679 code for a protein of 5527 amino acids. The transcript is spliced from 102 exons. Gene Ontology annotation, cellular component: preribosome, large subunit precursor; nucleus. Gene Ontology annotation, molecular function: ATP hydrolysis activity; ATP binding. NCBI's taxonomy places the organism in Eukaryota, Metazoa, Chordata, Mammalia, Primates, Galagidae. The record is from RefSeq and is a predicted model, not a curated record.